AUGUCAUCAGAUAGUGAAAUAUCAUAUAUUUAUGUAGAUGAUGAAGAUGAAGAUCAAGAAGUAAUAGAAAUUGACGAUGAAGAUGAAGAUGAAGUAAUUGAAAUAGAAGAUGAAGAAGAAGAAGAAGAUGAACAUGAGUUAAACGAUCAAACAUCAGAUAUAUCUUUUGAGUCAGAAGAAGAAGAAGAUCAAUAUAAUGAUGAAGAUAUUUUCGACAAAAACACCAAAACUUCAGAAACUCCAUCCUCCAAAAUCAUAGAUGAUUCAAUAAAUGUUGGAUGUAAUGGAACUUUAUAUUUACCAUGGAGUUUAGAUCAUUUUAUUCAAACUCAUUUUCUACAAUCUUUAAAAAAAUUAAAAAAUGUUGGAUUAAAUGAAUGUAAUGAUAAUGAUUUAUUAAUAAUGUUACAAUUUAAAAAAUGGCAAUCAGAUGAAGUAUUAGAUUCAUUUUUCAGUAAUAAAGAUAAAUUUUUACAACAAUGUGGUCUACCGUUAAAUGAUUCAAAUAAUAAAUUUGAAAAAUUAAAAGAUUUUACUUGUUUUAUUUGUUGUGAAACUUAUAAUCAAGUUGAAACUUAUUCAUUAACUUGUGAUCAUAAAUAUUGUAUUGAUUGUUAUUAUAAAUAUAUUAUGAAUGAAGUAAAUAAUGGUCAAUUAAUAAGAUGUAUGGAACCAGAAUGUAAAUUAUCAAUUCCUCAUAAAGAUAUAGCUCAUAUGAUUGCAAUAAUGGAAGCAGAACAUACAUUAAUAAUUGCUGAAAAACCAAUUGAAGAAAACCCAUUAUUUAUAUCAUCAGCAAGAGAAUGGAUUAAUCAAAAAAAUAAUUUUAAAUGGUGUCCAGCAACAGAUUGUAAAGGAUUUACAGAAGUUGUGAAAUCUACUAAUACUACUACUUCAUCUAGUCAAGAAGAAAAUAAUCAAAAUUCAAUAGAUAUUUCAAAAGUCCCCAUUGUUGGUUGUUCAGAACAUCAUGAAUUUUGUUUUGAAUGUAAUUAUGAAAAUCAUUUACCAUGUACUUGUUGGUUAGUUAAAAAAUGGAUUAAAAAAUGUGCAGAUGAUUCAGAAACUGCUCAUUGGAUAGAUGCUCAUACUCAUCAAUGUCCAAAAUGUCAUACAUCAAUUGAAAAAAAUGGAGGAUGUAAUCAUAUGACAUGUAGAAAAUGUAAACAUGAAUUUUGUUGGAUUUGUUCAGGAGAUUGGAAACAACAUAAUAAUAAUUAUUCAUGUAAUAGAUUUAAAGAUGAAAGAGCAGAAGAUGAAAUAAGAAAAAAUAAAAGUAGACAAACUUUAGAAAGAUAUUUACAUUUUUAUAAAAGAUAUUCAAUACAUGAAAGUUCAAUGAAAGGUGAUCAAAAAAUUUUAAAAAAAAUUGAUGAAGUUACAAAAUUAUAUAUGGAAGAUAGAAGAUCUAAUAAAAAUGAAAAUCAUUUAUCAUGGAAUGAUGUUCAAUUUUUACCUGAUGCAAUGAGAUCUUUACAAAAUGGUAGAAAAACUUUAAAAUGGACUUAUUGUUUUGCAUUUUAUUUAAAUAAAUCAAAUUUUUCACAAAUUUUUGAAACAAAUCAAGAUUUUUUAAAUAAAACUGUUGAAGAUUUAAGUGAAAUUUUUGAAAAAAUUAUUGCAAUAAAUAAACCAAAUAAAGUUGGUACUAUAUUAGAAAAUAAAAUUAAAAUUAUUAAUUUAGCUGAAUUAGUAAAUCAAAGAAGAAAAACUUUAAUUAAAUCUGCUGAAGAAAAUUUAAAGGAUGGGUUGUUAUCAUUUGAAUGA
Molecule: messenger RNA, 1767 nt
Organism: Lodderomyces pseudojiufengensis
Lineage: Eukaryota; Fungi; Ascomycota; Pichiomycetes; Serinales; Debaryomycetaceae
Product: E3 ubiquitin-protein ligase
Exons: 1
Coding region: 1-1767 (588 amino acids)
Biological process (GO): ubiquitin-dependent protein catabolic process; positive regulation of proteasomal ubiquitin-dependent protein catabolic process; protein polyubiquitination
Cellular component (GO): ubiquitin ligase complex; cytoplasm
Molecular function (GO): zinc ion binding; ubiquitin conjugating enzyme binding; ubiquitin protein ligase activity
Source: RefSeq, a predicted model, not a curated record